Messenger RNA from Cimex lectularius (bed bug), 2005 nucleotides. RefSeq lists its product as uncharacterized. Gene Ontology annotation, biological process: regulation of transcription by RNA polymerase II. The record is from RefSeq and is a predicted model, not a curated record. Gene Ontology annotation, cellular component: nucleus; transcription regulator complex. The transcript is spliced from 3 exons. Lineage: Eukaryota; Metazoa; Arthropoda; Insecta; Hemiptera; Cimicidae. The coding region runs from base 30 to 929 and encodes 299 amino acids.
UUAGGGGGGAGCGAGGAGCGGGCUGGCGAAUGUGCGCAUUGCGGAGCCGGCUGGGCGGUCAAUCGUCGGAGGCGAGGCGUCCUCCGGAUGCGCACGGGCCGCGCUCGGGCUCCGCACCUGCCUCCGCCCUUUUCUCAGUCCAAGCCCGGAUGUCGGCGAAAAAGAACUUCUGCCGCUUCACCCGGCUUCAGGACGACUACCUCAUCCAGCUCGUGUCUGCACAGCCGCUCAUCUACGACCCCAGCCACCAGUACUACAAAGACCUUUCGGUCAAAGAUAAUGUCUGGAAGGAGAUAUCUCUAUCCAUUAUGAAAACCGUUGAGGAAUGCAAAGUGAGAUGGCGGUCAAUCAGAGAUCUUUACAACAGGAAGAAAAAGGAAGUACUGAAAAACCCCGGAUCUGCUAGAGCGAUAAAAUGGGAGUACAUGGACCAGCUUAGCUUUCUCGACAGGGCGGGCCAUAUAAAACAAUCCAUUUCCAAAUUUGAAGGAGAAUCACAAGAAGGAGAUAGCUACCAGGAAGACGCGAAAGAAGAAGCAGAGAGGGAUUUCGAGGAAGAUAUUUGCCUGGAGGAGUGCCCGGACAUGUUGUCUGGAGAAGGAGACGAAUUCAGACACAACCCGAUUGAACCUGAAAUUAAGAUUGUCAAGCCGAAGAGGAGGAGGAUUAACGGGCAGCUACGAUCCUCGCCUAGUUACGACUACUACGAGCCGCCGUACAUCGACCGGGACCCGAUUUCUCUGUUUUUCGCCAGCAUGGCACAGACGGUGAUGACAUUUCCGCCCACCCUUGCUGCGGAGGCAAAGGAGCGCGUUUGUCGCAUCAUAACCAGCCUCGAAUACCGGGCCCACGUAAAAAACGAUCGAUACGCGCCAUCGGAGGCUUCGAGCAAAGAAGGACACAGUCCCACGCGUCUGGACGAUUCUUAGACUUGCUCAUCACUGAUUUCAUUUCAGCUGUCUUUUUUCAAUGUUAUUUGAUGAGGCAAUUUUUAAACAUGGAAACUAUUAAUGGUCCAUGAUGAUUAUCUGGAAUUAUAAGGUUCAAUCUGUGAGUAUUUUCUCUAAUUACAUUUUAUCUUGUUCCAAUCUCUUCUAUAAAUGUAGACAUCCAAAAACACACUCAUAAAAAGUACUUUUUAUUUUUUUCAACAAGUAUCUAUUUCGGAUGCUUCCCGCUCCCCUUCAUCUGCCGUUUUUACUUACAGAAUACAAAACAAAACCAUCAAAUAUUCAAAAACAACAUGUUCCCAAUUAAUAAAAGUAACUUACGUGACUAGCAAAAAUGAAACUCUUAAGGUUAUAAUUUACACAAUAGGCCAUUGUUUUAAAUGAUCUUUCUUCUGGCGUUACGCGUCAUCAACAAGUUAACUAAUACAUUAUGUUCAUUUUUAAUCGUUUAUUUAUCCAUUAAGCUGGAGAAUCAUUCUUUGUCGUGGAUGCAGAAAGACAUCAUCAGUGUUGGUAAAACCUCCCUCACAAAAAUUGAGGGACUGUACCAUUUAAAUUAUUUUCCUAGAAAUAAGGACAAUUGAUUUAUUUUCGAGAAGUCCACACAAAACUUUGGUACUGAGAACCACCUGAUGAUAGUAAGAAUACAAAAUUCUCGGAUUUUCCUCUGCCCACGUUCAAAAAUUCUAACGGUUUAGAAUGCCAUUAAAAGCGAACUCGGAUUCAUCAGUUCAUAGGAUGUAUGGAAGAACGUUUUCUUCAGCCUCUCAAAUCAAAACUUGUGCAAAGAACGUCAGACGCCUGUCGUAAUCAGAGUCCCAAUGUCUUGGACCAUAUGAAAUCGAUACGGCUUAAAAUUGUAAGUCCGGAGUACACCUCUAACUUUAUUUUUAAAAAAUCUAAAACCUUUCCAACAUUUGGGAGAGAGGAAUUUGGAGUUUCGCGAACGUACAGUAAAAUAUCAGCUCCUCGUCCUGAAAUCCCUGGACGAGAUGAGAGCGAUACGGCUUAAAAUUGUAAGACCAGAGUACAUCUCUAAUUUUAUUUUAUUUUUU